UCAGUAGUUUCAGUUCUAUAAGAUUAUAAACAAGCAGCAGAGCAAAAGCCUUUAAAAAGUGUUCACAAGCCUGUGUGUGGUCGGUAAACACACAGCAAGAUUUAAGAAUUUAAGGUCAGGAAAUGGCCUCCUCCAUCGUCUCCUCAGCGGCUGUUACCUCCGUUAACAGAGCCUCUCCGGCUAAUGCUGCCAUGGUCGCACCUUUCACCGGUCUCAAGUCUGCCUCGUCCUUCCCUGUCACCCGCAAACUCAACACUGAUAUUACCUCCAUUGCCAGCAAUGGUGGAAGAGUUCAGUGCAUGCAGGUAUGGCCUCCAUUGGGAAAGAAGAAGUUUGAGACUCUCUCUUACCUACCUCCUCUCUCUACUGCAUCAUUGGCCAAGGAAGUGGAUUAUCUGCUUCGCAAAGGAUGGAUCCCUUGUUUGGAGUUCGAGUUGGAGCACGGGUUCGUUUACCGUGAGAACCACAGAUCUCCUGGAUACUACGAUGGUCGCUACUGGGUAAUGUGGAAGCUCCCCAUGUUUGGCUGCAACGACUCUUCUCAGGUCAUGAAAGAGCUUGAGGAGUGCAAGAAGGCAUACCCCAAUGCAUUCAUCCGUAUAAUUGGGUUUGACAACAAGCGCCAAGUGCAGUGCAUCAGUUUCAUUGCCUACAAGCCCCCGGGCUUCUAAUUCAUGAAAGCCUUUUUCUUUCCUCCAUGUCCUGCUAGCCUUUUGUUGCGAUUGAAGUUCAUGUUUUGUCUUUCAACUCCAGACAUUUGAAUUCUUAUUUUUGGCCUAGUUCUGUUUAUUUUGUGGGAUCUCCAACUCAACGAAGACUGUCGUACUAUAGUAAUAAAAUUCGUGAUGUUUUGUUGGUCUGACCACAAA
Molecule: messenger RNA, 869 nt
Organism: Carya illinoinensis
Lineage: Eukaryota; Viridiplantae; Streptophyta; Magnoliopsida; Fagales; Juglandaceae
Product: ribulose bisphosphate carboxylase small subunit, chloroplastic-like
Exons: 3
Coding region: 123-671 (182 amino acids)
Source: RefSeq, a predicted model, not a curated record